This is a messenger RNA of Ipomoea triloba (trilobed morning glory), 1543 nucleotides long. Its product is annotated as wall-associated receptor kinase-like 9. Gene Ontology annotation, biological process: protein phosphorylation; cell surface receptor signaling pathway. Gene Ontology annotation, cellular component: plasma membrane. The transcript is spliced from 3 exons. Gene Ontology annotation, molecular function: protein serine/threonine kinase activity; ATP binding. The coding region runs from base 157 to 1344 and encodes 395 amino acids. The record is from RefSeq and is a predicted model, not a curated record. Lineage: Eukaryota; Viridiplantae; Streptophyta; Magnoliopsida; Solanales; Convolvulaceae.
UUUCCGGGCAGCCGCCGGCAAGAAGAGCUAGUUGUUCCGGUCGUGUGGAAGUGGACCAUCCCACACUUGCCUCCAUCCGCCCCCUCAGACUACUGCCACCACUACAUAAAGUCUGAUGGGUCUUACACGGAUUAUUAUUGUUUCUGCCCAUAUCCUAUGAUAGGGAACCCAUUAAUUGCAAAUGGAUGUCAUGGUGGUCGUAAGCUCACCGUCAAGGAACUAUCUGCUAUUAUUGGUGUUAGUGGAAGUUUUGGAAUUUUGUUGUUAGUAUGGGGUUGUUUCAUCCUCCGAAAAACGAUCAAGAAGAGAAAGAUGAAGAAACAGAGGCAGAAGUUCUUCAAGCGUAAUGGAGGUUUCCUUUUACAGCAACAACUCUUAGCUAAAGAUGGGACUAUAGAGAAAGCUAAGAUUUUCACUGCAAGUGAGUUGGAUAAGGCCACUGAUCAUUUCAAUGCCAAUAGAAUUGUAGGUCGAGGUGGGCAAGGCACUGUGUACAAAGGAAUGCUAAUUGAUGGACAAAUUAUUGCAGUUAAGAAAUCACAAGCAGUGGAUGAGAACCAGUUGGAGCCAUUCAUCAACGAGGUUGUCAUUCUGUCCCAAAUAAAUCAUAGGAAUGUUGUCAAGCUACUGGGGUGUUGUUUAGAGACGGAAGUUCCCAUUUUGGUUUAUGAAUUUAUACCAAAUGGGACACUUUUGAGCCUUAUUCAUAACAAUUUUGGCGACGAGCUCAUUCCACUCUCGUGGGAUAUUCGCCUCAGGAUUGCAUCAGAGGUGGCUAGUGCUUUAGCUUAUCUCCACUCCGCCUCAUCAAUUCCUAUAUACCAUAGAGACAUCAAGUCCAGUAAUAUCCUUCUGGAUGAGAAAUUUCGAGCUAAAGUUUCAGAUUUUGGAACAUCAAGGUCUAUUUCAAUUGACCAAACUCACUUGACUACCAUAGUUAAGGGGACUUUUGGUUACUUGGAUCCAGAAUAUUUUCAAUCCAGUCAAUUCACAGAUAAAAGUGAUGUUUAUAGCUUCGGAGUAGUCCUUGCUGAGCUCCUGACGGGACAAAAGCCAAUUUCAUUUGAAGUUGAUAAUGACGAGGAUCGGAGCUUGGUAACACGUUUUCUAUUGUGUAUGGAAGAGAACAGUCUUUGGGAGAUUCUUGACGUGGAAGUUUCAGAGCAAGGGAAAAAGGAAGAUGUUAUGGCAGUUGCUUGGCUUGCACAACGUUGUUUGAACUACAAUGGGAAGAAAAGGCCUACAAUGAAAGAAGUGGCUGCGGAGUUGGAUGUCAUUAAAGCAUCUAAUCCCCAUCUUGCCUCGGCCAUGGAAAUAUUGGAAAAUGAAUCAGGUUUCAUAUAGCUUAAAUUUUACUAUUUCAGGUGUCAAAACUUGCCAGAAAUCGGUUUGAAUUAUCUUUGUAUGUGUUAAUUAUAUUUAAGCACACCUCUCUCAUGGUGUAGCUUUAUGUGUAGUUUAGAAUGUAAAACUAUAUAGCUUUAUUAUACUUUUCAUAAUUCAUGUAACUAAUUAUGAAGUUUUCCAUUUAAAUAAUACAACA